AUAACAAUGACGAAUAUAAAACUUGAACGUGGCCACGUGGCAUUGUUUUUCUUUCUAAAAAGAGGCGUAAUUAGCACCUUUCUACAGAUCCAGGCAUCACCCAAAAUCUAGGGUUUAAUAUCUCUGUUACUGAUCUUUCCACAAUGUCCAAGAUCUCAACCGCCGGUUACGGCGGAGUUCCCACCACCUCCACCGCACCAGCUACCUCUCCUUCUACAUUUUUCGAUCGGGCGAAAUUGCACACGGAGAACUUUGUCGCCAAGCGCCGUCCAUGGCGAGACUUUUUCGAUUAUUCUGCUAUCUCUCGACCGAUAAGCUACGACGAUGCUAUGGCUCGGAUCAGACAAAAUUUGAACUACUUUCGAGUCAAUUACGCCAUGCUCAUGCUCCUAAUAAUCUUCCUCAGCCUCAUUUACCACCCGAUUUCGAUGAUUAUUUUUCUGUUCGUCUUCGUUGCUUGGUUUUUCCUUUACUUCUUUCGCGAUGCUCGCAGCCCCAUUAUGAUUUUCAACCGUGUUGUUGACGACCGCGCUGUGCUUAUCGGUCUGAGUUUGUUAACGAUCUUUGCCUUGGCUUUUACUAAUGUGGGAAUGAAUGUGUUGUUAUCCUUGAUUAUUGUGGUUGCGGUUGUGGGGUUACACGCGGCGUUUAGGAGCACUGAUAACUUGUUUCUGGAUGAACAAGAUGCGGCGGAAGGGGGUUUACUUUCUGUUGUUGGUAGCGAUUCUUCGCCACGAACAACUUACAGCUUGCAUUGAUCCAAUUAGAUUGCUGGGAAAAAGGUCUGUUGUUGUUCUGCAAUGAUGUGAUUGGUUUGUUCUCUUUCAAUCUUUAGAUGAAUUGGUGGGGCCAGUGUGUUGUAUACUUAUUGAGUGGCUUGUGUCUUUUCUUGUUCCUUCUGGGUUCUGGCCGACUUCAUGUUGUUGUCUUUAUUCUAUUUGCCAUGUUUAGAAUUGGGAGUUGGAAUCUGAAGUUCCCCUGCUUCUCUUAAGAGUGUAUGUAGUUUGAUAUGUAGUUACAAUACAUGGUGAAGGCGGAAGCUAAAGAACAAUGAAAUCAUAGUCUAGUUGCAGUUGCCUGCCUAUUUAUGAUUGGAUCAUUCUUUUUGUUUCUACAUUUAGGUUGAAUUUGAUUAAAAAUUUCUUGUUUGUUGA
Messenger RNA from Cynara cardunculus var. scolymus (artichoke), 1154 nucleotides. Its product is annotated as PRA1 family protein E. Gene Ontology annotation, cellular component: endoplasmic reticulum; Golgi apparatus. The transcript has a single exon. Gene Ontology annotation, biological process: vesicle-mediated transport. The record is from RefSeq and is a predicted model, not a curated record. The coding region runs from base 144 to 758 and encodes 204 amino acids. NCBI's taxonomy places the organism in Eukaryota, Viridiplantae, Streptophyta, Magnoliopsida, Asterales, Asteraceae.